AGAGCCGGCUUGUGCUUUUGUAUCACAGAGCUCCGAGAGAUGGCUUUCUGGGUGAUGGUCCUAUGUGCCAUCCUGGCAUGCAUAUUGGGGGGGCUCUACCUGGUGGGGGCAUUCCGCCAGAGGAGAGCCAAAGAACCCCCUUUAGAUAAAGGCCUCAUUCCGUGGCUUGGACAUGCAUUGCGCUACCGAAAGGACGGUGUUGACUUCUUGCAAAGGAUGCAGAAGAAGCAUGGGGAUAUUUUCACGGUACUGCUUGGAGGAUACUAUUUCACUUUUGUGAUGGACCCACUCUCCUAUGGAGCUAUUGUGAAAGAAGCAAGAAGCAAGCUGGAUUUCAACGCAUAUGCAACACAACUUGUGGCCAAAGUGUUUGGUUUUCAGCCGGAAAUACGCACUCACAAGAUAAUAGAGACAGCCAGCGUAAAACACCUCAAGGGCAAUGGGCUUGUGGUGAUGACCCAGGCCAUGAUGGACAGCUUGCAUAGAGUGAUAUCCCAUAGCCUGAGUUCAGCAGGGGGGCAGAAAUCCUGGAAACAGGAUGGAUUGUUCCACUUCAGCUACAACAUGGUCUUUAGGGCUGGAUAUCUAGCCCUGUUUGGAAAUACAACCAGCAAAGAUGAAAAGAACAAAGAAGAUGCUGAGAAGCAUGACUUAACUGGCUCUGAAGAUGUGUUUGUAGAGUUUCGCAAAUAUGAUAAACUCUUCCCAGGGUUUGCUUGUUCCACCCUGUCUCAUGGAGAGAGAAAAGAAGCUGAGUCUCUGAAGAGACUAUUCUGGAAAAUCAUGUCUGUGAAGGAUGUAUAUGAGAGGAGUAACAUCAGUGGUUGGAUAACUGACCAGCAAGAGCAGCUGGCUGAGACUGGGAUGCCUGAAUACAUGCGGGAUAGAUUUCUGUUUCUGCUCCUGUGGGCAGCUCAAGGUAAUACUGGCCCAGCUUCCUUCUGGCUUCUUGCCUACCUGAUGAAAAAUCCCAAGGCAAUGGAUGAGGUGAGGAAAGAAGUGGACAGAGUGGUGGGAGAAUCAGGCCAGAAAGUGAGGGCAGGGGGUGCAGUGCUUAAUGUCACCAAGGAGAUGUUAGACAAGACCCCCAUCUUGGAUAGUGCUGUGGAAGAGACUUUGAGACUGGCAGCAGCCCCUAUGCUGGUCAGGGCUGUGUUAGUGGAUCUAGAACUCAAGAUGAACGAUGGAAGAAAAUAUCUUCUGCGCAAAGGAGACAGAGUUGCACUUUUCCCCUUUGUGGCAGCACAUAUGGAUCCAGAAAUCCACCCAGAUCCCCAUGUUUUCAAAUAUGACAGGUUCCUCAGCCUAGACGGCAGAAAAAAAGAAUUCUAUAAGAAUGGAGAAAAGGUGAAAUAUUACACCAUGCCAUGGGGUGCAGGGACUUCCAUGUGCCCUGGGCGAUACUUUGCUACCAAUGAGGUUAAACUCUUUGCCUUCCUGAUGCUGACAUACUUUGAUAUGCAGCUGGUUAACAUGGAGGAGGAAAUCCCUCCCGUAAUCAAGAACCGCUAUGGGUUUGGUGUGAUGCAGCCCACACACGAUGUUCAGUUCAGGUAUCGACUUCGCCACUGAAGUUAGGAGGCAGGGGGAGCAACCUGGUGUCACGUGCCUGUGAAUCUUCAGGCCAAAGUGCAAGAGUUCCAGGUACAUGUCAACAUUCAUCUUUGCAUCUGCAAUCAACUUUAUCUCUUUUAUUUAUUGUUGUGCAGGCAAUGUCCCUGGGCCAAGCUGUGACUCUGGCUCCAAUAUCUUGAAAGUCACAUAUCUAUUGAUGACAUGAGUACUCUUUGGUGUAAAGGCUUAAGCGUAAUUAAGAACGCAUGCUUUUAACUGCUUUUAUUUCCCCCACAUCAUCUGCUCUCAAUUUAUAUGGAAAAUACCACCUCUAUGCUGCUCCUAUGUUUUGUAAUUUUGGUGAUUAUUAUUUUGCUUGUCUGUACCUUUGUUUCUACACGAUUGUAAAACCUUUAAAACUGAAAAGAAAUACUUAGGAGAAAUAAAUGGAAU
Messenger RNA from Lacerta agilis (Sand lizard), 2007 nucleotides. Its product is annotated as 5-beta-cholestane-3-alpha,7-alpha-diol 12-alpha-hydroxylase-like. NCBI's taxonomy places the organism in Eukaryota, Metazoa, Chordata, Lepidosauria, Squamata, Lacertidae. The transcript has 2 exons. Gene Ontology annotation, molecular function: heme binding; sterol 12-alpha-hydroxylase activity; iron ion binding. The record is from RefSeq and is a predicted model, not a curated record. Bases 40 to 1572 code for a protein of 510 amino acids.